Messenger RNA from Capsella rubella, 1122 nucleotides. RefSeq lists its product as uncharacterized. NCBI's taxonomy places the organism in Eukaryota, Viridiplantae, Streptophyta, Magnoliopsida, Brassicales, Brassicaceae. The transcript has a single exon. Bases 74 to 835 code for a protein of 253 amino acids. The record is from RefSeq and is a predicted model, not a curated record.
AAAAAAAUAGAAAUUUCUGGAACAGAUAAAAUCACUUCUCUCGACUUCCUCAGCUCUCUCGUUUGGAUUACCAAUGGCGACGAUGAUCGGAUUCGACCUCUCCUGCUUCAAAUCAAUAUCGUUCUCCUCAUCAUCAUCAGACCUCAAUUCCCUCAGCUCAAAGCUCUCUUCACUCUCUCUCAAACCCUCCUCUCAACAGCCACGAAAAUCAACGGUUAUCCGUAUGGGCGGCGGUCCGAGAACAUUCCCCGGCGGCGUCUCUAAAUGGCAGUGGAAAAGGAUGCAAGCGAAGAAACAGAAACAGCUACUCAAAGCGAGGUUAUGCCGAGAACGCCAGAUCUACGAGAUGAGGAAACGCGCCGAGCUUAAAGCUGCGGUGGCUGAGCUUGAACGGCCGUGGGAACCCGUUCAGAAACCGCCGAAUCUGUUCUCCGUUUGUGCCGAUGAGCAAGUCAAGGUCCUCGCGGAUCGGUUUCAGAAACCCGGAGGAUUCGAUCUGUGGACCGAUCGAGAUGGUCCGCAGCUGUUUGAGAGUGUUGAUGAUUUGCCUUCCGCUAGGUUUUUUCCUAAAGGCGUUGUUCAUAGUGUGAAGCCUUAUGGUAGAUUAACAAACUCUGUUGAUGAUGAUCCUGAUGGUGAAGAGAGUGUGCCAAAAGAUGGGAAGCUGCGUGGUCGUAGGGUGAGGAAGAGGGUUGAAAUCAAGGGGAUGGAGAGAGGUGAAGGAAGUAGUAAGAGGAUUGAGAAUCGUGUUAAUGGUGGGAAUUUGAGAAAUGGAAGGUCUCAGAUAUAUGAAAUGACUUUGCAGAACGAUGGGAGAUACGAAGUUGGAUCUUAGAUUAGUUUUGUUGUAUUCAUCAUAAUCAUUGAUGAUAUGUCUCUGAACAUACACCUGUAAUAGUUUGAUCGUGCAUAUGCUUUAAUCAUAGAUGUCUCUGUUCAAGUAUUAGUUUUGGGCGAUGGAUCAAUGGUUUGAGUGGUCUAUAGAUUGUUAUGAGUGUGCAGAUGUGUGUGUGUGUGUCGUGAAUCUGUCUAUAGGAUAGUAUCAGUUUCCAGGAUGUUAGGUGGUGAUAGGGAAUGAUGUACAUUUUACCAAUUCGUGUGAGGCUACUGAGAUUGUUGUUA